This is a messenger RNA of Tetrahymena thermophila SB210, 2184 nucleotides long. Its product is annotated as transmembrane protein, putative. Gene Ontology annotation, biological process: reciprocal meiotic recombination. Gene Ontology annotation, molecular function: double-stranded DNA binding. The transcript is spliced from 3 exons. NCBI's taxonomy places the organism in Eukaryota, Ciliophora, Oligohymenophorea, Hymenostomatida, Tetrahymenidae. Gene Ontology annotation, cellular component: nucleus. The record is from RefSeq and is a predicted model, not a curated record.
AUGGAAAAGCUAGAUUAUUUUGGAAGAGAUAUACAAAUAAGAUUCAAAGGUUUAAAAAGCCAUAGGACUAAAUGUGGCACUUUAUUAACUUUUAUUCUUAUUGCUCUAAUUUUGAUAAGAAUAUGUUAUUGGCUUAAUGACUUCAUAACAGGUAAUAAUCCUUCUUUUCUUUAUCAAGAGAGAUAAGUCAAAAGUCCAAAGAGAUUUUAAAUAACUCCAGAAACCUUUAGCCUAAUUUUUGGGGUUUUGGAUGUUAACAACAAUUAUGUUUUUGAUCCAGAAAUAGUUACAGUUGAGUCUGUGCUUGAACUUAAAACAACCACUUUCAACGAGACUACUCAAUCUUACUAGGAUAAUUGGUCAACUACUUUAAUUCCCUUAGAGAUAUGCACGUAGGAUCUGAUUGUAAGCGAUCCUGUAUUGUAAAGUGAAUUUUCUUACCUGAGUUCCCAUUAUUGUUUUCCUAAGAAUUUUACACUGUUCAUAGAAGGUGAAUACCAUUCAGAUAGCUUUGCUUAGAUUUAUUUCUAUAUUAAAAGAUGUAGAGGUUCUAACUGCAAAUCAGAUUCUAUUUUAGAUAAUUUUUUUAGUCAUUUUUAUGGUGAAGUAAUUUUUACUGACGUUUAUGUUAGCCCUGAAAACAAAAAAAAUCCCUUUACUAAGUAUGUAAGAGAUAAUUUUUGGGAAGCUGGUUAUAAUUUUCCUUAAAAGGUUUUCAUGGAAAUGAGGAAUAAUUAUAUUGAGAGUGAUUUCGGUUUUUUCACCUCAAAUGUUUAAACUGAUAUCUAUCCUUCUUACAGUCAAAUGUAUCAAAUGAUGACUUCACUAACUGAUGAUAUUUACAGCACCUUUGUAUUUCGAUUUGAAAAGAAAAAAGAAAAUUUGUAUAAGAGAUCAUAUAAAAAUUUUUUAUCAACAGUCUCAGAUUUAGGAGGAUUAUUACAAGUUUUAACAACUGUGGGAAUCCUUUCAAGCUUUUUCUUUACUCAAACACAUUUAAAUUAAGAACUGAUUAACAAUACAUUUACAUUUAAAGAAUGCAAAAAUAAAUAAGAAACAAAAAGCAACUAAAGAUAAUCUAUCUAUAAAGAUUAAAAAAAAAAAUCUGUUUGCUCAUCAAUUUCAAAAAACACUUAAAGUCAAAAUUCAAAAAUUUAAAGUACAAAUUAGACUUUAAAUGUUCCAAGAUAAAGAUCACUUUCAAACAACUCAUCAAUAUAAAAUUUUAAGUCGAGAUUCAGAAGUUCUGAUAAAGAAAAUUCAAGUGAGAAGCUAGAAGCUCUAGAUUCACCUUCUAAAAGAAUCAGAUAAAUAAUAAGUUAUCAUUUGUAACUCCAAAAAAAUGCAGAAAUGAAUGUGAAACAAAAAGAAGGAAGCCAUAAUAAAAAUGAAAAAAUAGGUAAUAAAAAGAAUAUUGAUUAAAAAAAAUAAAACCCAACAAUCCUUUUAGAAGAAACUAUAAAUAAAGAUUCAAAUUCAAUGAAAUUCAAUAUAUUUUAAUAUUUAAAAUCUCUUUGCUUGAGGUAUGGUGACUUGUAAAGAAAAAGAGUGAUUUACGAUUACAGUAUAAAAUAACUUUAUCACUACAUUGAUAUUCAAUUGAUUAUUAAUAAAUUGAUUGAAUUUGAUAAAUUAAAGCGUAUUGUUUUAGAUGAUGAUUAAUUAUUAUUAUUCGAAUAUCUCCCAAAACCAUCAAUCUUAUAUUCUUUUAAAGGAAAUUCUGUUGAAUUCCAUGAUAAUUAAAGCUUUACAAUUUCCAAAAAAUCUAAGAAUGAAUUAGAUAAUAUAUAGAAAGCAAUUUAAUCAUUCAAAAAUUUGUUAAAUAAACCAUUCAAGCAUUAAAAGGAUGUUAGAAUCUUAAAGUAUUUAGAUUUAACUUAUAAAUAAAUAUUCGAGGAGGAGUCAUAAUAAUCACAGAUAUCUUAAGAUAGACCUUAGGAGAAGAAGAGUAUGGAAGAAGAGAUAGAUAAUCAAAUUAAGAACUCUUAAUAAUAAUAAGAUUUUGAUGAAAUAAAUUAAGAUUUUUUUGUGGAAGAUAAUUAAAACGAAAGUAAUAUAGAAGAAAAUUUAAAAUUUUACAAUUCAGCCUACAAAUAAUCCCCUCAAAUGAUUCAUUCAGUUUUAAAACAAUAAAACUUGAACAACUUCUCUCUUGACAUAAGAACAGAUAAUAAUCAAUAUUGA